AUGGCCAAGGCACGUGUUAAGAAGCGCACUCACCAGAAGCCGCAGAAUGCUUCCGCUGUUAAGGGCACAGCGGCCUCAAUGUCCAAGACCCCGAAGUCUAUGGUCAUUCGAGUAGGCGCUUCCCAAGUUGGUAGCAGCGUUUCCCAAUUGGUCAAGGAUGUUCGCAAGAUGAUGGAGCCCGAUACCGCUGUGCGAUUGAAGGAACGCAAAUCCAACCGACUGCGCGAUUAUACUGUCAUGACUGGACCCCUCGGUGUCACCCACUUGAUGCUGUUCUCUAAAUCCGCGACUGGAAACACCAACAUGCGACUGGCAGUGACCCCCCGAGGCCCAACUCUUCACUUCAAGGUCGAGAACUAUUCGCUGUGCAAGGAUAUUGAAAGAGCCAUGAAGCGGCCACAAAGUGGUGGACAGGAUCACAAGACCCCACCCCUGCUGGUCAUGAACAAUUUCACCACCCCAGACGCCACCGAAGAAUCAAAAGUGCCCAAGCGCCUCGAGACCCUCACAACCACCAUCUUCCAAUCUCUCUUCCCUCCCAUCAACCCUCAAAGCCAGCCUCUGUCUUCCAUUCGCCGUGUCAUGUUGCUCAACCGUGAGCCCACCCAAAAGGAUGACGACUCAUAUAUCUUGACUCUACGUCACUACGCUAUCGCCACGAAGAAGACCGGUGUGUCGAAACGCAUUCGCCGUCUGGACCCUAAGGAGAUUCGCAACCGAGACAAGAAGAAGACCGCUGUGCCCAAUCUUGGAAAACUGGAGGAUGCUGCUGAUUAUCUGCUCGACCCGUCCGCUGCAGGCUACACAUCAGCCAGUGAGACGGAGCUUGACACCGAUGCCGAGGUCGAGGUUGCGGAGAGCACCACCCGUCGAGUUUUGAACAAGCGUGAGGCGCAGCGCCAAAAGGCCGCCGAGAAGGGACAGGACAAGCCAAGCCAAACGCCCGGUGUUGAGAAGCGGGCGGUGAAGCUGGUCGAGUUGGGUCCUCGUUUGAAGCUCCGCUUGAUGAAGGUGGAAGAUGGAGUCUGCGAUGGCAAGAUCAUGUGGCACGACUUCAUUACGAAAUCCGAUAAAGAGGUGCGCAAGAUGGAUCAGAACUGGGAUGUCAAGAGGAAGGAGAAGGAGCAGCGCAAGAAGCUGCAGAAGGAGAACAUCGAGCGGAAGAAGAAGGAGAAGGCCAGUGCUAGGGCUAAUGGCAAGGAAGUGGCUGAUGACGAUGAGGAUGUGGACAUGGAUGAUGAGGCCAAUUGGCUCAGUGAUGAUGACUUUGACCAGGGCGAAGGUGAAGCCGAGGACGACUCCGAGUCUGAAGCUGAUUCGGAUGACUCCAUGGACGAGUAA
Penicillium salamii is the source of this 1341-nucleotide messenger RNA. The record is from the annotation of a GenBank genome assembly. NCBI's taxonomy places the organism in Eukaryota, Fungi, Ascomycota, Eurotiomycetes, Eurotiales, Aspergillaceae.